Messenger RNA from Diaporthe citri, 1593 nucleotides. RefSeq lists its product as uncharacterized. The record is from RefSeq and is a predicted model, not a curated record. Bases 1 to 1593 code for a protein of 530 amino acids. Lineage: Eukaryota; Fungi; Ascomycota; Sordariomycetes; Diaporthales; Diaporthaceae. The transcript has a single exon.
AUGCCUGCGAGAGCGAGCAUGUCGACCAGCCCCAGCGAGGCCAGCUCCUCCCUGUCGGCCCACGCCAGGAAGCUCGGCUUCCCAAGGUCCGAUAUCCAGAUCCACCUCAAGAACCACUUCAAGACCAAGACGUACACUUCGUCUUCUGUCGUGGCCGGAGAUGUCACCAUCACCACCCAGAGGGAGGUGCGGUUCGACACCAUCGAGAUCAUCCUGCUCGGCUCUGCCAGGACCAAGACAGAUGGCUACAGUGCACCCCAUGAGUCCACGUACACCUUCUUGAAACUAAUCAUGCCCAUCCCCGAGUCGGUAUACCCCGUCCCUAGGGUCCUCGAGAGCUCAAGCACGCUGAGCGUGCCGUUCCACUUUGUGCUGCCCAACUUCCUCACCCUCGGCGCCUGCACGCACAAGGUCGAGUCCGAGCACGUCAAGGGCCAGCACCUGUGCCUCCCGCCCUCGAUGGGCUCCUGGGCCAGGGGGAACUGGGAGAAGGACGACCUCUCCCCCCAGAUGGCCGACAUCGAGUACACCAUCAGGGCCAGGGUCUGGAAGCAGCCAGAGCUGCAGGCGCGGCCCACCAAGAUCAUGGAGUCCAUCAAGUCGAUCCAGGUCCUCCCCACCUUCCCUGAGGACGCCCCGCUGAGCAUCACCAAGAACGACCGGCUGUACUGCAUGAGCAGGACAAAGUCCAUUCGCAAGAAUCUGCUCUCGGCCAAGUUGGGGAAGCUCACAAUCUCGGCGGAGCAGCCCAGGGCCAUCAUGCUCCGUCCGGAUGGGCAGGUCUCGAUUGGCACCUCCGCUCAGGUCGAUCUCAAGUUCGAGCCUGUGUGCGCAGGCACCCCGCCCCCGAAGAUCACGGCCGUCUCGUCCAAGAUCACAGCACACACCUACUUCUCGGCCGGCCCCAUCAGCGCCCCACCCAACAUGGGCGACUUCACAAAGGCCGGCGUCUCGGACCGCCGCGGCGUCUACUCCACCUCCGUCAACCUCCCAGCCGCGGCGCCGCUGGAGAAGCCGACCUGGAUCGCCCAGCAGGCCCGCCGCGACUCGGGGUACUUCACCGACACGGCGCCCGAGAACACGGCGUCGGAGGGCGAGGACGCCGAGGACGAGGAGCGCCAGCGCCAGCAACGCGAGCGCCGGCAGCGCCGCAAGUCCAGCACCAUCGCGAACCUCGUGCGGCCCUCCAAACAACAACAAAACCAGCACCAGUCCCCACCGCGCAGCUCCCCAGUCUUCCACACAGCCACGGCGCACGUCCCCGUGGCGCGCCUCCCGACGUCCAAGAAGUUCUUCGUGCCCACCUUCCACUCGUGCAUCGCCUCGCGCGCCUACACGCUGCACGUGUCGCUGCAGGUGACGGCGGGCGGCGGGAGCAGCACCCUGUCGCUGGACCUGCCGCUGCAGAUCGGGGUCGAGCCCGAGCGCCCGGCGCUGGGUGGCGCCGCGGCCGGGCAGGGUGAGGAGCUGCCCAGCUUCGAGGCCGCGGUGGAGGAGGCGGCCGUGGACGAGUUCUUCCGGCCGCGGGUGCUGAGCGUGCCCGAGGUCGCCUUCACGGAGACGAGCGUGCUGCCUGGGUAUGGGGCCAGGUGA